AUGAAAUCGGAAGAUAAAAUCGCUAACAUUGUGUGGUUAUUUUCAUUGGUGCUGUUGCUGCCGUAUUGGGCGCCAAGAGGUCUCCUGGUGGCGUUGGGUGGCGCGUGGCUAAUGGCAGCAUAUACCUGUUUAGUGGUGCCCGUUCUAAUAUCAGCAAACUAUCACUAUCCAGCGAGAUGGUAUCCCGCUGUAGCGAGACUUGCACAAGAAGUCGCCCGUAGACUUCGAGCACCAGGGGCGUGCCUUUUGGGCGUUGUUAAGACUGUGUACGCGCCACUCGAGCGUGCCGAACGACUUUUUUUGCAGAUGAACAAUCUUUCCACAAUGAUUAGCCAGUUACUGGUAUUUACUGCGUGCGACCGACUUUUCGUGUCCCAAGGAAGACUGACGUGCCUCUACUCGCUCAUGUUUUACAACGUCAUCACAUAUUCAGUUAAUUACGUGCGAGAAAUAUGCACCAAAGAAGACUGGUCACCAUACGUCAAUGUCACCCGACAUUCCCGUGUCAAGCACCUCGCCAUGUCAGCCACAAAAAUUGUCCUCGAAUGGACUAAAGCUGUUACCUUCAUAGUGACAGUCACCUUUAUUCUCCUCACGCUUGGUCUUGAACAAGGGCUGGAGCAUUUUCGACCUACAGCAUUAUACAUAGCUAUUACCGGCACUUAUUACCUUCUAACAGAAAGAACUUUCCUUGAAUUGUGGCCCAUCGCGUUGUCUGCAAUGAAGUUGGAGAGACUGGAGGGUAUGGAGGCGCUAUAUUGUGGUGUUUGGGCUAGAGGUGUGACCACGGCGCUGGCUGUACCAUUGGUGCCGGCGUUGGCGUGGUGGGAACGUUGGAGGUUGUCCUUUCUAGUUUUAUACGUGUGUGUCUUUAUUCAUGGAAGGCAUAGGUUAGGGGAGGCACUUGUUAAAAUGAAUGAAGCUUGUGAUUCAUUGGCGAAGUUCCGACGAGCUACGCCUGAAGAACUGUCUACACUUGAGGAUGUGUGCGCAGUUUGCCUUGGCAGUAUGAAGUCAGCCCGCGUCACUCCUUGUGCCCACUUCUUCCACGCAGAUUGUUUAAGGCGAUGUCUUGCGACAUCUGACAGAUGUCCAAUUUGCAUGAGACCGUACGUCUUUUGCUGA
Messenger RNA from Parnassius apollo (apollo), 1125 nucleotides. NCBI's taxonomy places the organism in Eukaryota, Metazoa, Arthropoda, Insecta, Lepidoptera, Papilionidae. The record is from the annotation of a GenBank genome assembly.